Molecule: messenger RNA, 1350 nt
Organism: Cannabis sativa
Lineage: Eukaryota; Viridiplantae; Streptophyta; Magnoliopsida; Rosales; Cannabaceae
Product: peroxidase 60-like
Exons: 4
Coding region: 66-1139 (357 amino acids)
Biological process (GO): hydrogen peroxide catabolic process; response to oxidative stress
Cellular component (GO): plant-type cell wall; plasmodesma
Molecular function (GO): heme binding; peroxidase activity
Source: RefSeq, a predicted model, not a curated record
ACAACUCAAUAUUCACAAAUCCUAGUAAUAAUAAUAAUCAUACAUACAUUAUACAUAUUUGAAAAAUGAAGAAUAAUAGGGUUUUGGAGAUGGCUCCUAUUAUAGGUAUCUUUAUAAUUUUGAGUUUGAGUAUUGGGCAAUGUUAUGGAGCAUUGCAAAGUGGUUACUACAACAAAAAAUGCAACAUUACCACCACCACCACCACCGGCUUCUGGCCAUUCAACUCGAAAUCUCAAACAACAACAACGGAAGUGAAUGUUGAGGCCACAAUCAAAGAUGCCGUGAAAUUAGCUUUUGGAAAAGACCGGACUCUUGUGGCCGCACUUCUUCGUAUGCAGUUCCACGAUUGCUUUGUUAAGGGAUGUGAUGCUUCUAUUCUAAUUGAGAAAAAUAAAGAUGGAAGCCUAACUGAGAAGAACGCUGGCCCAAAUAGAAGUGUGAGAGGUUAUGAUGUUAUAGAUGAUAUUAAGAAAGAUUUAGAGAGCAAAUGUCAUCAAGUUGUGUCUUGUGCUGAUAUCAUUGCUAUUGCUACAAGAGAUGCUGUCAACUUAGCAAGUGAAGGAAGAGUGAAUUAUGUUGUGGAAACUGGAAGAUUGGAUGGAAAAGAAUCUAAGCUUACUAAUGUUAAUCUUCCACCUCCAACAAUUUCAGUGGCUAAUUCCAUUAGUGCAUUUCGCCAAAAAGGACUUGACAUCGCCGACAUGGUUUAUCUUCUCGGUGGUCAUACUGUUGGAACAGCACACUGCAGUCUGUUCCAAGAUCGAGUUUACAACUUCAAUGGCAGUGGGAAGCCUGACCCAACAAUGAACUCGACAUUGGUGAACUCUUUGAAAUCAAAGUGUCCUUCAAAAUCGAGUUUCAACAACAUCGUCCCGUUGGACCAAACUAAUGAAGAUAGUUCCUUGGUUGUAGAUAAAUCAUUCUACAACCAAUUAGUAAUGAAGAGAGGAAUUCUCAAGAUUGAUCAAGAUUUAGCCAAUGAUGAAAAAACUAAAGAUGUUGUGAAACAACUAGCCUUUGGGAAUAAUGACUUAUUUGCCCAAAAAUUUGGACAAGCUAUGGUCAAAUUGGGAAGAGUUGAGGUCAUCACUGAUAAAUCUAAGGGUGAGAUUAGAACAUCAUGCAGAGAAUUAAAUUAAUUAUAAUAUUAUUAGUGUUAAUUCAUAUGUUGGGGGAAGAUUAAUGUUUUAAUCCCUUAAUUGUUAUUUGUUUUAUUUAUUGAUAUUAUUAUUGUUUGCUUUAUGUUUCUUUUCUCUAUUUAAUUUGUUGGUAGUAAUUAAAUUGUAUAACUUGAUAUUUUGCAAGUUUUAUCAAAGAAUAUUCAAUAAUAUGAAAUCAUUGUUUUAUGUA